This is a messenger RNA of Dioszegia hungarica, 372 nucleotides long. RefSeq lists its product as uncharacterized. The record is from RefSeq and is a predicted model, not a curated record. Bases 1 to 372 code for a protein of 123 amino acids. The transcript is spliced from 2 exons. Lineage: Eukaryota; Fungi; Basidiomycota; Tremellomycetes; Tremellales; Bulleribasidiaceae.
AUGCGCAUCCAGGGGGUGGGUAUUUUCCUGGGCAGACUGUUAUCUCUCCUGGAGGGGUGGGUAUUCCUCUGGGCAGACUGGUAUCUCGCCUGGAGGGGUGGGUAUUCCUCUGGGCAGACUUUUAUCUCGCCUGGAGGGGGUGGGUAUUUUCCUGGGCAGACUGUUUUCUCUCCUGGAGGGGUGGGUAUUCUCCUGGGCAAGCUCGCCGCCCAAAAGGGGUCGCUGGUCGGCGAUUUACAGGAGCUACCCGCUGCCGAUGGCGAAAAGGCCAGGGCCGACUGGGUCGCGGUGGUGGUCACAAGAGGUGGACAAACAACUCGGCGAGUGCGUACGGGGUACCUCGUAUUCGUUCGACGAUGCGAUGACUGGUGA